AGUAAAUCUUAAAAGGCACUAUCAUACCUCCCAUUUUUUCUAAUCUCGUCACAUCUGCAAAUCUGUCUUCCUUGCCCAAGCUUACUUACAUCAAUCAAAAACAGCAACAACCAUGGCCGACUACCCACGCCCCGACUUUAUUCACGAAGACCUUACAUGGACCUCUCUUGAUGGCCCAUGGAACUUCCUGUUCGACGACAACGAUGUCGGCUUAACGCAAGGCUGGCAUCUGAAGGGCCUCCCAGCUGAAGUUCCUGUGAACCCAACCAACACCAACAGCGCUGAGAAUACCGAAGCGCAAAGCAUCACGGCUAAAAUCGCGACCGGAACUCAAGAUUUAUUGCAAGGCAACCAAUUUUCAAGACACGAAGCUGUAGUGCACAAAAAAAGAGACAUUCAAGUUCCAUAUGUGUUCCAAUGCCCCGCUUCUGGAAUCAACGACAAGGGUGUGCACGAGGUGUUGUGGUACGAGCGAGACGUCGCCGACCUACGUAAAGACGAAAGUAAAGCCGCUGGUAACCGUGUGAUAUUGAGGUUUGCAGCGGUAGAUUAUAAAGCGAAAGUCUGGGUUGGUGGCCAUUUCCUCGGUGGUCAUCGUGGCGGCCAUGUUCCGUUCGACAUUGACAUCACCGAUGCGUUUGCAAGUGGCACUGUUCAAAGACUUACUGUAAGAGUUUUCGACUCGGCACAUGACUUGUCACAACCUCGGGGCAAACAAUAUUGGAAAGCACAGCCGGAGAGCAUCUUCUAUACACCAAGUGGAGGUAUUUGGCAGAGUGUAUGGCUUGAGCUCGUGCCUGGUGUGAGGGUUGGGGACGCGAGCGCAGGAACCGUGCUGAGGAGUAAUGACAUCGAAAGUGGGCAGUUGCACGCCAGUGUCAAAAUACUAGGGCGACCUGCUGGGUACGAUUACAGCGUAGAGCUUGAAGCUAGCCUAGGAGGUAUCCUGGUGAGCAAGACUGAUAAAAUCCAACUCCCGCGCGACUCAAACACCGUGUCGCUUACGGCAAACAUGCGGCUCUCCGACGAGCAGACAUCGCAUUUACCGAACGGAGUUAUAGAGAACACGCCAUUAGGGGACGACUCCUGUUGGCUCAAGGGCGUUGCGCUAUGGUCGCCCGAACAUCCAACUCUGUAUGAUCUCGUCAUUCGCCUCUACGACUCCGCCGGCAACCCGAUAGACACAGUAAAAGUUACUACGGGUAUGCGCUCUUUGCAUUGGGACACGAAUACCUUCCGGCUCAACAACCGCCCCUAUUUCCAAGCGCUAUUUCUCGACCAGGGUUACUGGCCCGAAACAUUCAUGACGCCGCCCUCUUCAGACGAUUUGAAGAAAGAUAUCGAGCUGAGCAAGCGCAUGGGUUUCAACGGCUGCCGCAAACACCAAAAGGUGGAAGAUCCGCGAUUUCACUACUGGGCCGAUCGUCUCGGCUUCCUGGUAUGGGGUGAGAUGGCGAAUGCAUACGCUUUUAGUGCAGAGUAUAUGGAGAGGUUUGACGCGGAGUGGCGGGAAGCAGUAAUGAGAGAUCGAAAUCAUCCAUGUGUGGUUGCGUGGACGCCGGUGAAUGAAUCAUGGGCCUACACUGACCUGGCCGGAAACAAGCAACAACGAGAUCACAUCCGCAGCCUAUAUUUCGCGACAAAGGUCCUCGAUCCGACAAGGCCCGUCAAUGAUAACUGCGGAUGGGAACACGUCUACACCGACCUGACUACCUUCCACGACUACUCUGAUGGCGACCUGCUUACCAAAACUUGCUCCACAUUACCUGGCAUCCUGGCGCCAAAAUCUAAUCGACCAAUUUUUCUCCCCCUAAUUGAGUCUUCUGACCCCGGCUCAUCGCAUCAAGAAGGCGCACCAAUUCUCUGCACAGAGUUCGGCGGGAUAAAUAUUGCACGCUCGGCCGCCGACAAGGACAGGAAACGAGACUGGGGCUACACCACCGCGACCUCCUCCAGCGACCUACUCACGCGCAUCGAGAAGAUGAUGACAGGGAUAGUCUAUGGAGGCUAUAUAUGCGGGUUUGUGUACACGCAAUUGACGGAUAUAGAGCAGGAGGUGAAUGGGUUAUAUACGCCGGAAAGGCAGGAGAAAUUGGAUGCGGGGGAGGUGAGGAGAAUUGUGGAGGGUGUCAAGGAGAAGUAUACUGAGAUGCAUAAAUAGCUUCUUGUAUGGGGAUUAGUGAAGUUCGACAUAAUCAUAUGACCCUUCAAGGAUAUGACUGCUCAGAGCUUACCAGAUCUCGAAGUAGAAGUCGCGGAGGUCGAUUCUCACAGUAGGAGUUGAAUCAAGUGUAAUGCAAGUCUAUUGUAUUCUAUAAGGCGUCAUGUCAUCGCCUUUGAUGUAUCUUCGUGUUGAAGGAAGUGCACUCGUGGCUAUCUAUCCGUUCCUCAGCCAAUAGCCAAUGACCAUGCUUCAUACAAGUUUGCCUUGAUGCAUGUUUAAACCACGCCCAGGCA
Messenger RNA from Cucurbitaria berberidis CBS 394.84, 2457 nucleotides. RefSeq names its product glycoside hydrolase family 2 protein. Bases 113 to 2161 code for a protein of 682 amino acids. Lineage: Eukaryota; Fungi; Ascomycota; Dothideomycetes; Pleosporales; Cucurbitariaceae. The transcript has a single exon. Gene Ontology annotation, molecular function: hydrolase activity, hydrolyzing O-glycosyl compounds. Gene Ontology annotation, biological process: carbohydrate metabolic process. The record is from RefSeq and is a predicted model, not a curated record.